Molecule: messenger RNA, 285 nt
Organism: Closterium sp. Yama58-4
Lineage: Eukaryota; Viridiplantae; Streptophyta; Zygnematophyceae; Desmidiales; Closteriaceae
Source: the annotation of a GenBank genome assembly
AUGUCAAACGCCAACGGAUUUGGAGAUUACGAUCACCAAGUGGACUAUGUCUUCAAGAUUGUGCUGAUUGGAGACUCUGCUGUAGGAAAGUCUCAACUUUUGGCUAGAUUUGCUCGGAAUGAGUUUUCGCUGGAGUCUAAAGCGACCAUCGGUGUGGAGUUUCAAACAAAAACGAUAGUCGUCGACAAGAAGGUCAUCAAGGCCCAAAUUUGGGAUACAGCUGGUCAAGAAAGGUACAACUUUCUUUUCUUUACGUUUAUUUUAAUUGCCGUUAUUUGUCGGUAG